This is a messenger RNA of Gigantopelta aegis, 3490 nucleotides long. RefSeq names its product proprotein convertase subtilisin/kexin type 5-like. Lineage: Eukaryota; Metazoa; Mollusca; Gastropoda; Neomphalida; Peltospiridae. The coding region runs from base 101 to 1471 and encodes 456 amino acids. The transcript is spliced from 13 exons. The record is from RefSeq and is a predicted model, not a curated record.
GUUACUUUCUCUUUACUGCUCACAUGACAAGUUUUGUUGACAGCUACGAACUUUCUUUUUCCUGUAUUUGUGACAAGAUGACUGAGAGAAAUCAACAAAGAUGAAGCAUUUAAUUGGUUACGUUUUUUCUACUGUGUUAUUUUACACGGUUUUGUACAUUCCUGUCUCAACCGGUGUCUUUCAAGAUGGGUACACUUCAGACUUGGAGCUCAACUGCACUGACUUUCACCCCAACAACUGUACAGAGUGUCAUCCUGGCACUUUUGCCAAUGAAACUACAACUGACUGUGGGUGUUGUAAGGAGGGAUUUGGUUACUGUGUGACGGAAACUGAGUGUUCACCAUGUAGUACUGGUCACUGCCAAGCCAAGACUGGACAGAAGUCAUGUGACCCAUGUCAGAAAGGAACAUUCCAGGAUGAAAUGGGUCAGCCCAACUGUACAGAAUGCUUACCUGGGACAUAUGCUAAUGAAACUGGUGCAGUAUCAUGCUUGCAGUGUAAAUCAGGUUUCUUUGCCAAUUCCAGUGGUUCAGUUAAUUGUUCACAGUGCAAGGAGGGGUCGUAUCAGAACAGAACUGGCCAGACAGACUGCGACAUCUGUGAUGCUGGGUCAUACUGCAAUGUCACUGGAUGUAGCUUUUGUCAACCGUGUCCAUCUGGCAGAUAUGGAAAUGACACUGGCAUGGUGAACUGCCACAAAUGUGAAACAGGAUCUUAUCAGCCUAAAACUGGAGAGCUGGAUUGUCUCCCUUGUGAAGAAGGUUUUGAGACAAGGAAGCCAGGUUUGAGCCGUUGCACCGGGUGUUUACCGGGAUCGUUUAAAAACACAACAAGCACUCAGCUGUGUGAGCCAUGUCCAGCAGGAUCAGCUGCAGAGUUUGAGAACUCCACCGAGUGUUCCCUGUGUGAGCGAGGUUCCUAUCAGGAGAUUGAAGGUCAAGCCAAGUGUCACCCCUGUCCUUCUGGCUACUACUGCAAUAAAGCUGGAUGUAAAUCCUGUCUGCCAUGUUCUCCUGGCCAGGAGACUCGGAAAAUGGGGUCCAAUAAUUGUACAGAGUGUGAUCCAGGUACAGCUAAUGCUGAUGAUGGUGGAAAGUGUAAACCAUGUUCUCGUGGUUACUUUACAACACUGGAAGGAUCAACAAAGUGCACAGAAUGUCCUGCAGGAUUCUAUUGUCCUCAAGCUGACAAACCCCCUCAGAACUGCCCUCCCCACAGCUACUGCCCUAAAGGCAGCUUCACACCACACACAUGUGAACCUCCUCUGUGGACGGUGGACCAUAAGGAACACAUCUGUAAACCAACUGAGGAACUCAUUGCCAUCAUCGCUGGAGUUAGUGUGGUUUUUGCUGUAGUAGUUGUGAUUCUGGGAAUAAACUGGUACAGAUAUUUGAAGAGAAAACGUAAUAAGGAGGCAGAAGAAACCACCCGGCUUACGUCGUCACAGACGCCAGAAUACUCAGGCUUAUAGAACAUAAUCACUUUAUGUAUCUCAAUCACUGUGCAAUAUUUUUUUCUUCAGGCUGCUGGAGAAUUCCGACUGUCAGUCAGUAUAAAGACACUGUUCCUAAUUGUCAGAUGAUAUACAUACAGUCUGUGUGGAGUUUUAUCAUUAUAUUAUACAUUAUUUAAAACAGAUUUGAUUAAUUAUCAAUUUUGGCAAUCUAGUGUGUUUCUGAAAUGGUGAAUAUACUAUUUGUACAACUUUUCAAUUGGACCUGCUCAGGUAUUGGUAUGAAGUACAUGAUUUAAAAAAUAAAAUAAUAAUAAUAAAAAAUUUAAACUAAAUAAGGUGACCUUUUAAAGUCUGCCAUAAGGAUACAUCUCUAGUCAUUGCUGUCGGACUUACGGUAGUAUCAAUCCAUUGCCACUAGGCUAGACAUUUUUCAGAACUGCCAAACCGAGAUUAAACAGUAACAUUUCAUUUCGACUUAUUUUCAUUAAGGUUCAAGCAUGCUGUCCUGGGCACAUACCUUAGCUAUCUGGGCUGUCUGUCCAGGACAGUGGGUUAGUUGUUAGUUCAUUAGUGGUACCGUUAGUGAGGAAGAAGAAGGUGUAGUGGCCUUACACCUACCCACUGAGCCCUUAAGAACUCCCUCUGGGUUGGAGCCGGUACUGGGCUGCGAACCCUGUACCUAGCAGCCUGUAGUCCGAUGCAACCGAUGCCGGUACACAAUAGCACCAUUCUUGGUGAAAAAGCUAUCAAAGUAUUACACUCCAAUUAAAAGAAAGGACCCAGAGCUUGUACCUGGUUACAAUCAUCAUCCUGUGUCAAUAGAAAUGUUGUUACAAGCAACAUCUUUGUAUGGAGUCCUAUCAGUGUCAAGUGUCCAAGUCUGAACAUGUUGGUAAGAGGCUUUUGUGAAAUAAAAACUGCUUUGAAAGAACAUAAAAUGUACUGAAAUAAUCCAUAAAAUUUAAUGUAUAUUAUUAUUUUUAUUAUUCCUUUCUUUUCUUUUUUCUCCAAAACCCCAACAAAAUUGGCUAUAAAUGGUUUUAUUGUAAUUGAGUACUACUUAACUUUGUAAAGGCUGGAUGCUACUCGGUUCACUCCCAGACAUCAGCUCUCACCCAGAGUGAGUUAUAGUGGUUUAAUGGGAAAAGGGUAGUGGGGAGCAGAAGGCCACUACACCGACUUCUCAAUCAUUAACCACUAAUAACUCGCUAUUAACUCCAGACAUCCCAGAUAACUGAGGUGUGUUCCAAGAACAGCUUGCUUAAACGUUAAUUGGAUAUAAGCAUAAAAAUCUAUAAUAAAUGCAGUAUAAUUGGGUCUAACCAUUCAGUCAUCAACAUGUAAGUGUAACCUGGGACUUAUGUUAUUUGGAGUGUUGCAGUAUAUUCGACCCUUUGAGUUCGACCCAACGAGAUUUUACUGUAAAUACUUUUUAAAAAUUAAUUUAAUUUGUAUAAUUACUGUAUGGUUCAGAAUCAUUUAUUUAACAACAACAGUUGUAAUAAUGAACAAAUUAUUUUAAAUUAUCUUAUUUGUAUGCAUUAAUGCAGUUAAUUAUAGUCGUUGCUCAAUUUGUAGUACCGGUAUUAAUUUGUAGAGUACUUGGCGUGUUUGAAAAAACCCAACUUUUUGUUAAUAAAUGUUAGCCCAGAACUGAAUUUAGUAUAGGGCCUAAUCUUCUUCUUUUUUCCUUUUGACAACAAUUGUUAUGUAACUGUACGUCUGUGAUAGGUAUUUUUGUAUAAAAUUGAGGAUUCACAUGGAGGCUGUGGUUUAAUGUAAACAUUUCCUCCUUUAUGGAAAACAUGUCUGUUUGGUUACCCAUGUUUUGAUAAUAUAGAAUGUUUCUUGUAUUUGUAGUAAUUGAUUGAUAUUAUUGUUUAUAUUUAUAAUUAUGUGUGUAUGUUUUAUGGCGUUCAAAUGUUCUGUAAUGUCCGGAACCAUGGGCUUUCAGAUAUGAUGCAUAUAUUCUAAUGUGAUCAAAUUUGUAAUAUUUUAUAUCAUUAUUAUUCCUAAUAAAUGGUGCUGUAAAUA